Molecule: messenger RNA, 2558 nt
Organism: Papilio machaon (common yellow swallowtail)
Lineage: Eukaryota; Metazoa; Arthropoda; Insecta; Lepidoptera; Papilionidae
Product: zinc finger protein 585A-like
Exons: 2
Coding region: 23-2410 (795 amino acids)
Biological process (GO): regulation of transcription by RNA polymerase II
Cellular component (GO): nucleus
Molecular function (GO): RNA polymerase II transcription regulatory region sequence-specific DNA binding; DNA-binding transcription factor activity, RNA polymerase II-specific; zinc ion binding
Source: RefSeq, a predicted model, not a curated record
UGUAUAGGGUAAAAGUGUACUCAUGAACCACGUGCGCACUCACACGGGCGAGAAGCCGUUCUCGUGCGCUGAGUGCGGCCGCCGCUUCACGCAGCGCACCGCCAUGCGCACUCACACGCGUCUCGUACAUCUCAAAGUGCGCCGCAACGCCAAGGUGAGUGUGUACACAGACAGACACGUGUCUACAUGUACACUGUACUCGUGCGCUGAGUGCGGCCGCCGCUUCACGCAGCGCACCGCCAUGCGCACUCACACGCGUCUCGUACAUCUCAAAGUGCGCCGCAACGCCAAGGUGAGUGUGUACACAGACAGACACGUGUCUACAUGUACACUGUACUCGUGCGCUGAGUGCGGCCGCCGCUUCACGCAGCGCACCGCCAUGCGCACUCACACGCGUCUCGUACAUCUCAAAGUGCGCCGCAACGCCAAGGUGAGUGUGUACACAGACAGACACGUGUCUACAUGUACACUGUACUCGUGCGCUGAGUGCGGCCGCCGCUUCACGCAGCGCACCGCCAUGCGCACUCACACGCGUCUCGUACAUCUCAAAGUGCGCCGCAACGCCAAGGUGAGUGUGUACACAGACAGACACGUGUCUACAGGUACACUGUACUCGUGCGCUGAGUGCGGCCGCCGCUUCACGCAGCGCACCGCCAUGCGCACUCACACGCGUCUCGUACAUCUCAAAGUGCGCCGCAACGCCAAGGUGAGUGUGUACACAGACAGACACGUGUCUACAUGUACACUGUACUCGUGCGCUGAGUGCGGCCGCCGCUUCACGCAGCGCACCGCCAUGCGCACUCACACGCGUCUCGUACAUCUCAAAGUGCGCCGCAACGCCAAGGUGAGUGUGUACACAGACAGACACGUGUCUACAUGUACACUGUACUCGUGCGCUGAGUGCGGCCGCCGCUUCACGCAGCGCACCGCCAUGCGCACUCACACGCGUCUCGUACAUCUCAAAGUGCGCCGCAACGCCAAGGUGAGUGUGUACACAGACAGACACGUGUCUACAUGUACACUGUACUCGUGCGCUGAGUGCGGCCGCCGCUUCACGCAGCGCACCGCCAUGCGCACUCACACGCGUCUCGUACAUCUCAAAGUGCGCCGCAACGCCAAGGUGAGUGUGUACACAGACAGACACGUGUCUACAUGUACACUGUACUCGUGCGCUGAGUGCGGCCGCCGCUUCACGCAGCGCACCGCCAUGCGCACUCACACGCGUCUCGUACAUCUCAAAGUGCGCCGCAACGCCAAGGUGAGUGUGUACACAGACAGACACGUGUCUACAUGUACACUGUACUCGUGCGCUGAGUGCGGCCGCCGCUUCACGCAGCGCACCGCCAUGCGCACUCACACGCGUCUCGUACAUCUCAAAGUGCGCCGCAACGCCAAGGUGAGUGUGUACACAGACAGACACGUGUCUACAUGUACACUGUACUCGUGCGCUGAGUGCGGCCGCCGCUUCACGCAGCGCACCGCCAUGCGCACUCACACGCGUCUCGUACAUCUCAAAGUGCGCCGCAACGCCAAGGUGAGUGUGUACACAGACAGACACGUGUCUACAUGUACACUGUACUCGUGCGCUGAGUGCGGCCGCCGCUUCACGCAGCGCACCGCCAUGCGCACUCACACGCGUCUCGUACAUCUCAAAGUGCGCCGCAACGCCAAGGUGAGUGUGUACACAGACAGACACGUGUCUACAUGUACACUGUACUCGUGCGCUGAGUGCGGCCGCCGCUUCACGCAGCGCACCGCCAUGCGCACUCACACGCGUCUCGUACAUCUCAAAGUGCGCCGCAACGCCAAGGUGAGUGUGUACACAGACAGACACGUGUCUACAUGUACACUGUACUCGUGCGCUGAGUGCGGCCGCCGCUUCACGCAGCGCACCGCCAUGCGCACUCACACGCGUCUCGUACAUCUCAAAGUGCGCCGCAACGCCAAGGUGAGUGUGUACACAGACAGACACGUGUCUACAUGUACACUGUACUCGUGCGCUGAGUGCGGCCGCCGCUUCACGCAGCGCACCGCCAUGCGCACUCACACGCGUCUCGUACAUCUCAAAGUGCGCCGCAACGCCAAGGUGAGUGUGUACACAGACAGACACGUGUCUACAUGUACACUGUACUCGUGCGCUGAGUGCGGCCGCCGCUUCACGCAGCGCACCGCCAUGCGCACUCACACGCGUCUCGUACAUCUCAAAGUGCGCCGCAACGCCAAGAUAAAACCAGAACCGGAUCCAUCAGAAGAGAUCCAACUCAAGAUAGUGGAAACGUACACUAAAAAAGAGAACCAACAAAUUAAAUUAGUGGAAACGAUAGCUAAGCGAGAGAAUAAUUUAGUGUUCGAAGAUUGGCAAGGACCUGUCAAUUCUGAUGUCUACUUCCAUGUCACUGCUGGACCCUGACCUUAGAAAGGAGAUGAAAGAAGAUAACAGAAGAUUAGCGUCAUAGAUGAACAAUUCUAGAACGCUAUCUCUUCUCACUAUUUCUUAAUAAAGGAUGGCAAAGAGACAGUUUUGGGCAGAGGAUGGAUUGUAAAAGACGAAAUUGUUA